UGCGCAUGUGUGAACAUUUACCCAGCAGGUAAACUCCACCAUGGCGGCGAGAGGCCAUGUGCAGGACCCCAACGACAGGAGACUCAGACCUAUAUACGAUUACCUUGACAAUGGCAACAAUAAAAUGGCGAUACAGCAGGCAGAUAAACUGCUGAAGAAACAUAAGGACCUGCACUGUGCCAAGGUCCUGAAGGCCAUCGGCCUCCAGAGGACCGGGAAGCAGGAUGAAGCUUUCACUCUGGCCCAGGAAGUGGCCACUCUGGAGCCCACUGACGACAACUCGCUACAAGCUCUGACCAUACUGUACAGAGAGAUGCAUCGUCCGGAGUUGGUGACCAAGCUGUAUGAAGCUGCAGUGAAGAAGGUCCCGCUCAGCGAGGAGUAUCACUCUCACCUCUUCAUGGCGUACGCCCGUGUCGGCGAGUACAAGAAGAUGCAGCAGGCAGGGAUGGCCUUGUAUAAAAUUGUCCCCAAGAAUCCGUAUUACUUCUGGUCUGUCAUGAGUCUGGUGAUGCAGGCCAUCUCAGCACAAGAUGAAAAACUGGCCCAGACCAUGUUCCUGCCUCUGGCUGAACGCAUGGUGGAGAAAAUGGUGAAGGAGGAGAAGAUCGAAGCAGAAGCAGAGGUGCAGCUGUAUUUCAUGAUCCUGGAGCGCUUGGGAAAGUGUGUAGAGGCUCUGGAGGUGAUCAGGGGCCCGCUGGGGGAGAAGCUGACCAGCGAGCUGCAGAGCAGAGAAAACAAGUGCAUGAUGCUGUACCAGCGACUACAGCGCUGGCCGGAGUGCAACGCCUUGGCCCACAAGCUGCUGCUCAAGAAUCCUGAUGAUUGGCAGUUCUAUCCCUCCUACUUUGAAUCUCUCUUCCACCUGAUGGAUCAGUCGUGGAGUCCGCCACAAGAAGGCGAGCACUGUUCGGAGGGUGCGGUGCACCACACUGUGGCGGAGGUGGUGAGGUUUGUGGAAGAGAGAAUCAAGGGGGAGGACGGCAAAGACUCCCGUUCACUCAGAGGCCCGUAUUUAGCUCGUCUUGAAUUGAUUCACAGACUGAGAGAACGAGGCUGUCCAGAAGAAAGCCUGCUGGGUGAGCCUUUAGAGCUGAUGGUGCAGUUCUUUGGGAAGUUUGGAGACAAACCGUGCUGCAUCACCGACCUAAAAAUAUACCUGCAUCUGCUCGCUCCUGAGCAGCACGUUCAGUUCAUUAACCGUCUGAGUGAAGCGGUGCCACUGGGGGAGCAGGGAGAGGAGGGAUUUGCUUUUCCAGAGGACACCAAAGCGCUGCAGAGGCAUUUGUGUGUGUGUCAGCUGAGUCGAGCGCUCGGGCUGCAUCACGGUCUGGACGUGGACGGGAAACUGCGGCUUAUCACGGAGCUCAAGGCUCACUAUCGUCACGGGCUCAAGUUCGGGAAGAACUCUCUGAAGACGGAGCUGCAGUUCUCUGAUAUGUAUUGUCUCAUGGCAGCUCAUGUUUUCAUCGACCUGUGGACAGAGACUGGGGACGAGAACAUGGUGUGGCAGGGUUUGGGUCUCCUGCAGGAGGGUCUGUCUCACAGCUCCUCCAACGCCCAGUUCAAGCUGCUGCUCCUGCUCCUCUACUGUCACCUGGGAGCCUUCGAGCCGGUCGUGGACCUGUACUCCAGCUUGGACGCCAAGCACGUCCAGCACGACACCAUAGGGUUUCUGUUAACGCGUUAUGCUGAGUCAUUGGGUCAGUUCGCUGCAGCCUCCCAGUCCUGUAAUUUCUCCCUCAGGUUUUUCCACUCCAACCAGAAAGAUACCUCAGAGUAUAUCAUCCAGGCGUACAAGUAUGGUGCGUUUGAGAAAAUCCCAGAGUUCAUCGCUCUCAGGAACAGGUUGAACCAAUCGCUGCACUUUGCUCAAGUCCGCACUGAGAGGAUGCUGCUGGACCUGUUCCUUGAGGCUGAUAUUGUGUUGAGUCUGGAGGAAAGUGUGAAGGCCAUGUCUUUGUCUGCAGAGGAGGACGACAUCCCCUGGGAUAACAUGAGGGACAACAGAGACCUAACGGUUUUUACCAGCUGGGACCCUAAAGAGAGACAGAUAACCGACGAGCACCGGCGUCGGUCUCUAGAGGAGGAGUCCGUCUGGCUGAGGAUACGCUCUCUAACGCUUCGCCUCCUCGCCUACUUGGCCGGCAUGGGGCACGCGCCCUCGCAGCAGAACUCCGAGACGACCAACGAGAACGGCGUCGGGGACAAGAGCUCGAUCCUCAGCAGCCUGCUCGCCCAGCUCCAUCAGACUCUGCAGACGGCCGCUCAGAUGGCAGAGAAAAGCAUACAGUAUCCAUUCCUGGGACCCCCCUCCACCCGCCUGGCCCCAGCUCUGUCCAGUGGGAGCUGCCAGUGUCAGGCUGCGGCCCUCCAGCUGUCUGUCCACCUACAGGAGCUGGAGACUGUGGGACUGGACGAGUCAUCGGAGCUUCAAACCCAGAUCUGUAACGGUUUCAAAUCAUUAGUAGUACAGCUUCAAGAAAUACUGAAUAAAUGCAAAGGAGAUGUAUUGGAAAUGAAAGAGAGCAAAUUAAAAACCCGACCCUCCUUAUUAGAAAACCUAAUCUUCUUUGUUGAGACGGUGUGCAUAGUGUUGUGGAUGGCUAGUUACUGUGCCAAGAUCCUCCGACCUCUCAAGACCAGUCUACAGAAGAAGAAGAAGAAGAAAAAGGAUGCAAACACAGCUCUGCCGGUGGUGGUGUGUGGGUUCCAGGAGCUGUCGGGGAGCUUGCAGGACCUGCUCACCCAGGCUUUGGAGCAUAUAAAGGGGCAGGAGACUGGCAUGACGGCCCUUAAACUAGCCAGUUUAAGCUUGGAAGGAUACACACAGGAGGAGGCGUCGUUUGCGAAGGCUGCUAUGGACAAGGUGCAGAGCAGUUACCUGCGCUCGCUACAGGAGGCGGGAGAUCUGCUCAAGAAGAGAGCGGAAACUAUAAAGAACCUCAAGAUCUGAACGGCACCACGCACCCCAAAUUAAGAUGACUAUACUCCCACCAUCAGCCCCCUCCCCUCCCCAGCCCCCCCCACACCACCACCUCUCAGCCCACUAGCUAACCUACGAGUCCCCCCCCCCCCCCCCCCCCCCGACAAACCCAGUCACCUCUGACCCCCCCACCCCCCCGCGUGUUUCUCACUCCGCGUUUGUGAGCUCUCAGUCUGGACCUUUUUUCUUUUUCUUUCACUUCAACACACACCUCUGGAACAUUUGCAACUCUUAUAGCACAUAAGCUUGUAAGUAAACUCAUGAAUUUAUACAGCAGUUACAAAAAAAUACAAAAAAAUAAUAAAAAAAACACACAUGCUCCUUUAAAAUCAAUAGAGCAAAUUAGGAAAAAAAAAAGAAUAAGCAGUUUUAGAUGAACUAAUCUAAUAAAUUAUUGUACAUAGUAAAGAGCAACUACCACAAUUCAUUGACUAAAUGAGAAUAUAAGACACAAUAAACCACUAUACUGUUUGUUGGUCAGUUACGUUUCAUCUUUAUUCCUCACUUUUGUUUUUGGGUUUUUGUUUUUUUUCCUCCGGUGACUGACAACAAUCGAAGUAAAACACAGAGACUCACACACACACGCACACACACACACACACACACACACACUCACACACACACACACACACUUCACUCUGAGGAGGAAAGUUCUUUCAAUGUGCUGCUUUUCCAGCUGUUUCUCUCUUUAAAGAGCAAACAGGCACAAUUUUCAUUAAACUGAUGAUGCGCUCUGUGGAGACAUGGACACCUGGCUACCAGCAGAAAGCCUUCGGAUUGAAGUUUCUCAUUCAACAAUUAUUUUUGUCUCGUGUGUGUGUGUUUUUUUUUUUUUUUUUCCUGUGUGUAUCUUGUGUGUCGCUUUUGGUAUUGAAAGUGAAGCCACCUCUGUAGUCGCAGUAUUAUAAUGAGCAAUGUUGGUAUGAGUUCAAUAACCAGGACAUUUUUUUUUUAAAAUUUGAAUUGUCUGCCACCGUUUCCUUUCCCGUUCCCUUUUCCUCUUUCCUUUCCUUUCCUUUCCUUUCCUUUCCUCUCCCACCAGUAGAAGUGUUGCUUGUGAACACGUCUGUGUGAAUGAGGUUGUUCCAGCACAAAGAAGAAAAAAUGAAUAAAUCAGGCAUGGAUCAAAGAAGCAGAAUCCUUUACGACUGGACUGACGAUAGAUAUUUAAGAGACCGUAUGUGAUUUAUUUAAACGUGACUGUUCACCAGAUUCCCCCUCGACACACGUGCAACGUCUUAGUAGCAGUGUGAUAAAUACAUCAGUGUGCAACCACUUUAUUUCAUUCGAGUAAAAAGGAAAAACCCCGAUUAGAAAUUUGUGUGUGUGUGUGUGUGUGUGUGUGUGUGUGUUUUGACAAAAUGACAAAUACAAAGGCGCCAAUGGACACAAUUGGCCGGAUGCUAAAGUGUAUAUUUUGGCACGUGAGUUCUGGUUCAGUCCGGAUGAUUGAGAGGAUUUUGGCGACUUUGACCCAGAUCUGAUUGUACAGCAGACAGUUAUUUUCAGCCAGCGAGCAGUUUUUGUAGGAUAUUAUGUUGGGGGGGGGGGGGGCGGGGGGGGGGGGGCGGCUCUUCCCUUCGGUCGUUAGCAGCUCAAACCCAGAGAGGUGCGUUUCACAGACAGACAUUGGACCUAAUUGUAAAUAAAAGUGGAGGCAGCCUUUUCAAAGAACAGCGUGUGCGAGGACAUUAGUGAGUUUUAAGAGCAGCUGCAGUAGAUACUAUCACAUUUGUCCUGUGUUCAUGUUUUUUGUCAUUCCCACCAACUCUUCCCCCUCUGGGGAAAAGAAAAAAAAAAAAAAAGACUCGUGAACCAAAACAACAUCAUCAGCUUCAGCGUCUUCUCAGUUUGUGGAAAAAACGAUCAUCUUCUACUGUUAUCAAUAACCAGUGAGAUAUAAUGACCCGGAGAGAAAAGGAGGAGAUGCUGACAGGUGACUGCCGCCGCUGCAGCUCGUGUGCAGUUGGGUUUUUCUUUUUGUUUUACGGUUUUAACAAUUUGGCAGAGCAAUGUGAAAAUGUGAGGACAUGGUGAAUCCUCCCCUUCCAGUCAGUCGUGUAUAUCACAUACACAUCUGCUAAUAAAUGCCUUUUUCUUCUUUCUUUCCUUUUUUCUUUUUUUGUUUUUGAAUUGUUGAACCCAUCUGUUUGAAUGGAGAAGAUGUCUGUGAUCUGACCACAUGUGUUGUUGAGGUUCAGAAUAAUGGUUGACAAUCUGGAGUGUCAUCUCACCACCCUCUUUUGUUAGAAAAUGGAAAACAGAAACACUGGAAUGUCAAAGAUUUUUUAAAUAAAAAAAGGUAAAUGUGA
This is a messenger RNA of Seriola aureovittata, 5298 nucleotides long. It is a transcript of the gene naa25, whose product is annotated as N-alpha-acetyltransferase 25, NatB auxiliary subunit. NCBI's taxonomy places the organism in Eukaryota, Metazoa, Chordata, Actinopteri, Carangiformes, Carangidae. The transcript is spliced from 24 exons. The coding region runs from base 41 to 2956 and encodes 971 amino acids. Gene Ontology annotation, cellular component: cytoplasm; NatB complex. The record is from RefSeq and is a predicted model, not a curated record. Gene Ontology annotation, molecular function: protein-N-terminal amino-acid acetyltransferase activity; protein binding. Gene Ontology annotation, biological process: N-terminal peptidyl-methionine acetylation.